Molecule: messenger RNA, 3610 nt
Organism: Octopus bimaculoides (California two-spot octopus)
Lineage: Eukaryota; Metazoa; Mollusca; Cephalopoda; Octopoda; Octopodidae
Product: serine/threonine-protein kinase N2
Biological process (GO): protein phosphorylation; signal transduction
Molecular function (GO): protein serine/threonine kinase activity; small GTPase binding; ATP binding
Source: RefSeq, a predicted model, not a curated record
GAAGGCAAGCUACCACCACCACCACCAAACUGGACAUAAUUAAACCCAUACACGGACCAGAUGUAGGAGCCAUUCCAAGGGCAGCUGUUGCUGCAACAGAAGCAACUCAGGGUGAAACUCUCUAAGAUAAUGAAUAGGGAGUUGGCACAGAAAUAUUUUCAGGAUUUACGGAAAUACUACCACCACUCCCAACUGCAUUCUGCUGUAACUGAUAUGGUUCAUUUAACAAGAGACCUAGUGGAACGAGUAUCAGUGUUAGCAUCAGACACGGUGGUUGACCUACACACAUUCAUGGGAGGUUACACCAAAAAUACUCAUGCUGACCUAGAAGCUCGAUAUCAUUUAGCCGAUCUCUCCGAUGCCAGCAUCCAGCAGCAUCUUGAUCAUGCGUGUGAGAAUUUGAAGAAAGAAAUUCGGAAAGAGAUGAAAAUUAAAGAAGGUGCUGAACGCCUUCGGGAGGUGAGCACAGACAAGAAAAGCUUAUCCAACAUCAACAGCCUUGUAAAGCGAGCGAAUAACAAAUUAACCGAACUCCGCGAGGAACUUCAAGAUCUGAAUGCCUAUCGCAUUAGCAAGAAUGACUCAGCAACGGAUUGCCUGAUGUCACCAGAAAAAGAUGGGCAGGAACAAUCCCCCACAGACCAACGCCUUGCCUCUUUGGACAAGCAGCUAAGCAUCGAGUUGAAAGUGAAACAAGGUGCUGAAAAUAUGAUUACUAUGUAUAGUACUGGUUCAUCACGAGACAAGAAGCUUCUGGCUGAAGCACAGCAGAUGUUGUCCGACGCCAAAUUUAAAAUUGAAAUUAUUCGCAUGCAAACAUUGAAAGCGGCACAAGAUGCAACUUCACAAUCAGCUGGUCAGCAAACAGAAGUGCAUUCUCCAUUAGAACUCAGAAUUGAAGAGUUGCGACACCACAACAAGAUAGAAUCUGCUGUGAUGGAGGGUGCCAAGAAUGUCAUCAAACUGCUGCAAAAUUCCAAAACUCCAGACAAAAAAGCUCUACAAGAGGUAAGAAUGGCUUUUUUCUUGUCCACUUAUGAUGUAAACAAACCAACACUGGUUGUAAGGUGGAUUUUUUUUUUGUUCCUCUGCAGACUGGUUGGAUGUCAAGACCUUCUGGAAGAUAUUCCUGGACGCACGAGAAGAGAUUCUUUGCAGCUUAUGUUUUCCAGCCCAGGUGAGAGUCGUAGUCUCUUACGUGGUGGCAAGACAGGCAAAAGCAAUAGUAAAACGUAUAGUAUAAAAGAUGAAAAUUUGUCAAGUUCCACUGCAUCGAUUGAAAUUGAUGGAGCCGAACAGAUCAGCCUAUUGUUUAAACAGUUGUUAGGAGAGGAUAUAAAAGGUGGUGCACCCACAGAAUGUUGUGUUGACAAUGCUUUUAAGUUAGCUUAUCAGGGAUGUCAAAAUCAACACCAUGAAGAUGAUGUUAUGGCUGUGAUGAAACUAGAUAACCAGCAUGUUGGACAGACCCCUUGGAAACCCUGUAGCCAACAGUGUUGGGACUAUAGAACAAGUAUCAACUUAGAUAGGUCUCGAGAACUGGAAAUUGCUAUUCACUGGCGAGACUGGCGUCAAAUGUGUGCUAUAAAAUUUUUAAGACUUGAAGAUUUCAUUGAUAAUCAAAGACACGGCAUGGCAAUACAUUUAGAACCGCAAGGAAUUUUAUUUGCUGAAAUAACAUUUUUGAAUCCAACUAUUCCCAGAAGGCCAAAGUUGCAAAGACAGCGUCGUAUUUUCCCUAAACAUAAAGGAAAAACUUUCUUACGACCUGGUCAGAUGAACAUCAAUGUUGCAACUUGGGGUCGACUUAUGAAACGUGCUUUCCCAUCUUUACCUCCAAACUGUGGUGAAGGUGGUGUGUACAGCCCACCUACUGCUAAACCAGGCGGCAUUCUUGCUCAAGAUCGUGGUCCUCCAAUCCAUCAGUUGGAGUUUUCACCAUUGCCAUCAUCACAAGAAAAAGAACCAGAGACAACAGCUGCUUCCACGGAAGUCGUCACCACCCCACAGAAACCACCAGUUUCACCAAUAAAAGAGAUUGAGGCUGUGUUAUCUUCAUUUAACUUCCUUCCUGAUGAUUUAAUCUCUGACAACUCAGUCAUUGAUUUGGAAGACACAGAAACCUCGACCCUUAACAGAAAAACUCCACCCUUCUUAGAUAGCCCAGUAAAAGAAAAAACACCAGUUUCUUCACCGACAUCACCAGAUUACAACCAUCAAGAAGUUAAAAUGUCACAGUUUAGGCCGAUAAGUGUGCUUGGACGAGGCCACUUUGGUAAAGUCAUUCUAGCAGAAUAUAGAAAUUCUGGUGACUAUUAUGCACUGAAAGCACUGAAGAAAACCGACAUUAUCCAGAGAGAUGAAGUGGAGAGUUUAAUGUCAGAGAGAAGAAUAUUUGAAGUCAUCAAUUCCACAAAACAUCCUUUCUUAGUGAACCUCUUUGCUUGUUUCCAAACAAAGCAACAUGUGAUAUUUGUAAUGGAGUAUGCGUGCGGUGGAGACUUGAUGAUGCACAUCCACAGCGACGUUUUCAGUGAACCAAGGACAGUUUUCUAUGCAGCAUGCGUGGUACUUGGUCUGCAAUAUUUACAUGAACACAAUAUUGUAUACAGGGAUCUGAAAUUAGACAACUUGCUUUUAGAUUAUGAGGGCUACUUAAAGAUUGCUGAUUUUGGUCUGUGCAAAGAAGGUAUGGGCUUUGGCGAUCGCACAACCACGUUCUGUGGAACUCCAGAAUUCUUGGCGCCGGAAGUGUUGACUGAAACCUCUUACACACGUAGCGUCGACUGGUGGGGCCUUGGUGUAUUGAUAUACGAAAUGCUGGUCGGAGAGUCUCCAUUCCCUGGGGAUGAUGAAGAAGAAGUGUUUGACAGUAUUGUCAAUGAAGAGGUCCGCUACCCCAAAUUCUUGUCCACAGAAUCCAUAGCAAUUAUGAGAAGGUUACUGCGAAGAAAUCCAGACAAACGUCUCGGCUCGAGUGAAAGAGAUGCUGAAGAUGUUAAGAAACAAGCCUUCUUUAGGAAUAUUGAUUGGGAUGCAUUACUCAUGAAGAGAACAAGACCUCCGUUUACACCGACAGUGAAACAUCCUGAAGACGUGAGCAACUUUGAUGAGGAGUUCACUUCAGAGAAGGCUAUACUGACGCCGUCUAAGGAUGGCCGACCGCUCUCAGCUGAAGACCAAAUACACUUCCAAGACUUCUCUUUUGUAGCGAACUGGUGCUGACGAUGACCACCACGACCCCCAACAUCUUCAGAUGUACUCUCCCCUACAUAAAACUAAUUACAACCAGAAUAAGGGAAAAAAAUGAUAAAGCAGUUGUUACCAAAAAAAAGAAUUAAAAUAAAAUAUACAAAUCCAACAUAAACAAAGGAAAGAAUUCUCUGACCGUUACGCAACUGGCUGUGAGCAAGUGUUUUUGUGUCCCCUCUCCCACCUGCACACAGCCUGGGCCCCUAUCAAGACUUGUCUUCUCAACAUAAGAAUUUUAAGCUUCUCAAUUUUUCUAGGGACAACCUAAAUUUGGUUAUGUCUAUUUUUUUCUUUUUACAGUCUGCGUAUGUCUUGUCUGUGUGUGCGUGUAUGCCUCCGUUUGUGUGUGUGUGUGUGU